AUGAUUGAAGAUAAUCCACAUUGGAUAAAUGAGCGAUUAAAUCCGAUGUGUCGUGUAUUUGACCGUAUGUGUUGGGCUUUUAAGCAAUCGAUUGAGGGAUUUAAACAUUGUCGACCUGUAAUCUCAAUCGAUGGGACAUUCCUAUAUGAAAAAUACACCGGGUGUAUACUGUGUGCAACCGCACUCGAUGGAAAUAAUCAACUAUUUCCAUUAGCUUUUGCCAUUAUUGAUAAAGAGGAUGGUGACAAUUGGUCGUUGUUUAUGGAUUGCUUGAGGAUCUUUGUGACCAAUCGAGAAGAUUUGUGUGUAAUUUCAUAUCGUCAUGCUGGAAUUCUUAAGGCAAUGCAGAAAGAUUGGUGGAAACCUCCAGCUGGUCAUCACCGUUACUGCAUCAGACAUGUUUUGAAUAAUUACAAUAAAACAUUCAAAAAUGCAUUAAUAAAGGAAGCAUUGCGCAAGGCAGCCAAUGAAAACCAGAAGAGAAAGUUUUACGAGGCAAUGAACAAUAUUACAGAGGUGCACCCUGAAUCAUAUGAUUGGGCAGUGAAGAUAAAUUUAGAGAAAUGGACGAGAUCACAUGAUGGUGGACAGAGGUAUGGCGUGAUGACAACAAACAUGGCUGAAUCCCUUAAUGGCAUGAUGAAAGGAUUUCGGGCGUUGCCUAUAACGGCAAUGGUUGAAAAAAAAAUUUUCCAGUGUGUCCAUUAUUUUGAUACGCGGAGAACAACUUUUUUAGAACAACAAAGCAAGGGCUAUGUUUUCAGUCAGUUUUGCAGUGAAACUCUGCGUGCUAACGCAAUUAAGGCGAAUGGACAUAGAGUUAGACGGUUCAACAGUCAGACCAUGGUUUGCGAAAUAAUUACUGCAAAUGGUAGGCAAAAGCAAGUGGUCAAACUCAUGGAUCAAACAUGCACAUGUGACAAAUUUGAGGAGAUAAGGAUACCAUGUUCACAUGCUAUUACUGCAUGCAUGUCACAUUCAAUUGACUACGAACAAUUUGUAUCUGACUAUUAUAAAUUGGAUCGUACUAUCCAAUGUUACGCGUACACAUUCCAUCAUCUUGGACAUCCUGACUAUUGGCCUGCAACAGAUGGACUUCCUCUUGUUCCUGACAUUUCUAGAAUAAGAAAGAAGGACCGGCCGAGGUCUUCUAGAAUACGUAAUGAGAUGGACUGGAAGUCAAACAAAAUAAAAGAAACGUUGAGAGUCCGUUAUUCCAUAUGUGGCAGGGUGGGGCACAAUAAGAAAACUUGUAUGGGUGGGGAAUCAAGCAGAUAA
Molecule: messenger RNA, 1278 nt
Organism: Manihot esculenta (cassava)
Lineage: Eukaryota; Viridiplantae; Streptophyta; Magnoliopsida; Malpighiales; Euphorbiaceae
Exons: 2
Coding region: 1-1278 (425 amino acids)
Molecular function (GO): zinc ion binding
Source: RefSeq, a predicted model, not a curated record